AUGGGGGGGAAACCACUUCCAGCCCUUCCAGCCAUCGGGCAUCCACACUCUCAUUCAAACUCCAGCUCGGCACUAACGACUCUCUCUAUUGAUGCACGCGCCCAUCGCGGGUUGUUCAUCCGGUACAUCCUUUCAUCGGAACCGGAGGUAGGACUGAAGGAGGGGAAGGACAGUGGAACAAAUCAAGGACGGGAUGACUCGAACGAGAAAGAAGCAUGGGCAGCUGCUCUUGAGGAUGCCCUAGACGGCCUCAGCGAUGCCGUAACGCGGGGCAAGUGGCUAGCCGGUAUCAGGAGGAGGAGGCGACGGACCCCGCAAUCACAAGCGCUUUCGAGAACACAUUCCAACGCGGAAUCCGACGACUCUAAGGUGCUUGCUGAAAAGGUUGUCUCCAGCAGUGCUACCGCGCGAACCGCGUCGGCAUCCUCAAGUCUCUCGUCCUCUUCUCAAGGCACUCCGACCACUCCUGCCGCUCCUGUAUCGUUCCCUACAGACGCUGCAUCUUCCGCGCUGCAUCAGAUCCGUGAACUCGUUUCUCAACCUGAUAUCCCAAACCCGAAUCCUGUUCCAAAGCAUCUACUGUUAUGUGUUGCGCCGCAGGGGCAAACCACGCCUCGCCUUCCAAGAGAGGACGUUGGUUUCGAUAUCAUUCCAUCUGCGCACCCGAACGUGGGAUGCACCUUUACUGCCGCAGUAUUUGUCAUGCCUAGGGAAAUUGAUCAUGGCAUGGCGACGAACGAUUCGGCAACGAUACUGUAUGGGCUGGCCGAGUGGGAUUCUAGUCAGUUACCAUUCCUGCUCAUUCGACACAUUCUCAUAGCACACAGCCUCUGUGCAACCAAAUACGAAGUUGGUUGGAGGGACUUUCACAUUUGCGGGCGUCACGUCGCCGUUGCAACACCACGCAUUGAGCAAAGUCCUGAGACUAUCAGUCUAUAUGCAUCUUUCUUUAAUGCUGGAGCAACAUCUUCUAUCCAAUUCCGGGGUGGCGAUUACAUUUCCUGCACCGAAGCCGCGAGUGUCGAUAAGCACGGAACCAUCGCCGGCACCUCAGCAGAAUUCUCAGACCCCCGAAAGCGUAUCUUCUCGCAGCAGCCGCCGUCAGAACAACAUUCUUCCGGGCAUCCUGUCUUUCUUUUCCAAGAAGAACUCGUUGCAUCGAAGUCACUCCAUCGCUUCUACUCACCGGAGCGGGAUGUCGCUCGAUCUUUCGGCACCAGAUAUCUCUCCUCCUCUGCAGGAAUCCGUGUUCCUCCGCCACGGUUGAUCGCGGAUCUGGCCGAACGCGAGCAGUUGGCACCCGGGCGACGUCUGAAAGGCGACGAGAAAGCCGGGUUGUCGAGUAUCCUGGGUUGGGAUCCCAGGGAACGCGAUCGAGAAACCCGAGGCAAGGCUCUGUGUGGGUCACGUGGCUUUGCGAGGAUGCAGGAGCUCAGCGCGCUCGUAUCCAGACACGUGCCAGCAUCUAGGGAAGACCAAGAUGGUGAAUGCUCCCAGCCCGUCUUUGCAACUUGCGAUCAGCCAAAGUGGACCACAUACCGGCAUUAUUCGAGGCAUGAUGUUGACCAAAGCUUGGGCGAUUCAGUGCGCAGCUUGGCUGCCAGUGCAGCAGAUCCGUGCCAGAAGCCCGGCUGCUCUUGGAAGCAGGGUGAUCAUGUGAUGCGUCUGGUCCACGGUGGGAUGCGCGUUGACGUCAAAGUUCAAGAGAGCACGGGUGACCGUGACGAGAUUGAGUCGUGGCUCAGCUGCUCGAUAUGUUACAGUCGGUCAGAGAAGACCGAGAUGAACGAUGGGGCACAAUUGUAUUCAUUUGGGAAGUUCAUUGAACUGCUCAUCUACUCCCCAGCAUUGUGCAGGCCAACACCGUUUCUGUGUAUUCACACUACUCCCUCAAAGGAUGACAAGGAGAUUCUACCGAUCUCCCGCCUGUACAUUGUCCGGCAUUUCCAAGUUCAGAAUCGCACCGUGUCGUUUUCGCUUUCUAUGAUCGAUGAUAUCUUCGAAGUCCGUGUUCCGAGGCUACAGAUCACGCGUAAAUUCGGGGACAAACUUGGCAAGCACGACUCACAGUCGACAACUACGUCUGUGAUGGUCAACGAUGCUGAUGAUGAGAAGAGAACGCUGAGAAGGGAGAUCAAAGCGUGGUGGGAGGGGAUCGCUGAUCACAUGGACCAACUGGAAACUAGUUUGAUGGGCAGCACACUUGUCGGAUUCCGAAAGGCUUUGCCUCGAUUACCCUCUGUGGACGAUGCAUACGACGACUCUGCUAGCGAGGCGGAAACAGAGGAUGAAUUAGACGCCCUGACACCGAGGACGAAUAAACCUUAUCCCAUCACCGGGCUCCCUCCUAGCGCCCCAACCACUCCGCAGAUCUCUCGGGCAGCCCAGGAGUACUUCCCUGACUCUGUACCUUCCUUCAGCAGGGCUGCAUCCGACCCAGUGCCGUUACCUGCUUCGGCGUUGAUCGCACCGGGCGCUGAUCCCAUCGAAGUGCUCGGUACGAUGCGGCAGACAUUCCACCGCACGGAGCAGGAUCUGUAUAGCAAACUGGGUACCACGCCCGUCUCUUCCUUGAAUGACGUCCGGCGUACAUUCUUGGGCGCUGCGAGAGGUGCCGAGAAGAGGCUGAUGGCGUGGCAAACGAAACAUAUUCCUGGCAGAGGCAAGAGGAAGGUUCAGCCGAAGAUCCAGUCGGUUGAACCCGAGUGGUGGAACAGAACGUGUCAUGUUGCACCCGGGUGCGAUGUAAUCAUUAGGGAAGAUGACUGGGGAAGCAUCAUUGCGUUUGCGAUGAGCACGGCGGAUUAUAGACAAGAACUAGCAUCUAUGUACUAUAUCAAGAACAACUCAACCUCAGCUGCAGCGGCCGCAGCAGCAGCAGCACUAACUCCCCCCAUAAUCGCACCCUCAUCAUCAUCAUCAUCCUCGUUCUUCUCUGCCAAACUUUUCGCCAAUCAUCAUCUUGCAGAACCGGAUCCAGACGUUGAAGGCACGGUUUGGUAUGAGCCAGAAGAAUAUUCGGCCGUCAUUUCGCGCAAAGAGCAUCCCCGAGAUGCGACGUCCCUGCUCUCUCUCCGCGAGGUCUUGCGGCAAAAGUCUCCAACACUGGAUGGCGCGUCUCUCGUCAACACCGUUAUUCCCGGGGGGUCCCGGUUUGGAAGCCUGGGAAGUGCAGCUACGAAGGGGUCUUCUUCUGUCUCAAAGGCCUCAGGCUCGUCUCUUGCACCACCAUCGGCAUGGUCUAAGCCAGAUGUCCCACAAAUCACCCGCCACGAAGCGGGCGGCGAGGUUAUUCCCCUCGACAGCGAGACAGCGGGAAAGAUUCUGCAGGAAAUUGAUGCGGCUUCGGUGUCGGAUGGUCAUUCGACUUCGAGUUCUCGGCCAGGGUCCUCCAUGUCUGGUAGCUUUCUGGCCUUCGGCGAUACGCACAUCCGCCGAGGGAAGGCUGCCAGCAUCAUUUCAGUCGACAGCGACCAUACCAUUGGCGGCAAAGAGGAUAAGGAGAGGGAUAGAGACCAGGAUGAACGAACGGAGCCUCAAGCUGAUCUAUCGACAGCAUCGCCUUCGACCUUCACAAACACGCUGACCAACGGGCUUUCUAGUGCGAUGCGAUACAUGCUGAAGAACAGCGAGAUCCCGCGUCCCUCGAUCUUCUCCAAGAACCACCACGGCCUGCUUGCCCCUGCCGAUGCAUUUGCGAUUGACGAGCGACCCCACAUCAAAUACGAUUGGACUGUCGGGAAACGACUCAAAUUCAGCUGUACGGUGUAUUACGCGAAGCAGUUUGACAGUCUCCGCAAACGGUGUGGGAUCGAGGAUGUCUUUGUGAAGAGUCUUUCGCGGAGCGCAAAUUGGGCUGCUGAAGGCGGCAAGAGCAAGUCCAACUUUUGGAAGACGUCGGACGACCGUUUUAUCAUCAAAACAUUGGUCAAUGCUUGGAAUGUCGCCGAUUUGCAAGUCUUGAUUGAGCUCGCGCCGUCAUACUUCAAAUAUAUGGACGCCACAGCAAGCAAGGCGACGGUGCUCGCGAAACUCAUUGGUUUCUAUACAAUCGAAAUUCGAAAUCUGGAAACAGGGAACGUCCAGUCCAAAGCUGAUCUGCUGGUCAUGGAGAAUCUGUUCUAUCAGCAGACCGUCGACAAGACCUUCGAUCUCAAAGGCAUCCAGGGGCGCAAAGUCAAGUCCACGGGGAGCAAGACCUUGUUCGACGGGGAAUGGAUCGAAGGUCAACAGCGCACGCUGACACUGGUCCAACCGCAUUCCAAAGCCGUAUUGCGGGAGGCCAUUAGAAGCGACGCGGAGUUUCUGGCGAGAAGCAAUAUCAUGGACUACAGUCUACUGCUUGGAGUGGAUAAGGAGAGGAAGCAGAUUGCUUGCGGGCUGGUCGAUACCAUCGGCAGUUAUACCUUUGCCAAGACACUGGAGUACAAAGCGAAGCAAGGACUGAACUCUGGGAAGGAGGUGACUGUCAUCCCGCCCACAGAAUACCAGGAGCGGUUUGUCAGUGCACUGGACGGGUACUUCCUUGCUUGUCCAGACAAGUGGUCCCGCCCGGCGGAUGAUAGACAAGUCAUUGAUGAUCCAUGGAUGCUGCCCAGUGUAUUGUAG
Messenger RNA from Mycena citricolor, 4608 nucleotides. NCBI's taxonomy places the organism in Eukaryota, Fungi, Basidiomycota, Agaricomycetes, Agaricales, Mycenaceae. The record is from the annotation of a GenBank genome assembly.